This is a messenger RNA of Mesorhabditis spiculigera, 807 nucleotides long. The record is from the annotation of a GenBank genome assembly. Lineage: Eukaryota; Metazoa; Nematoda; Chromadorea; Rhabditida; Rhabditidae.
AUGCGGGAAUUCAAGGUGGUCGUCGUCGGCAGCGGCGGGGUCGGCAAAAGCGCCUUGACAGUCCAAUUCGUGCAGGGGCACUUUGUGUCCAGCUACGAUGCGACGAUCGAGGACAGCUACCGGAAACAUAUUCAGAUCGAUGGGCGCGAAACGAGGGUCGAGAUUUUGGACACGGCGGGAACGGAGCAAUUCUCCGGGAUGCGCGAUUUAUACGUGAAAUCCGGCCAGGGUUUUAUUCUGGUUUAUUCAGUUGACGACCCCCAUUCGCUGCGAGAGCUCCUCCCCAUCCACAAGCUAAUAAUGCACCUGAAACAGGGGCAGCAGGUGCCGAUGGUAGUCGUGGGGAACAAGAGCGAUUUGCACGGGCAGCGAGUAAUUCCAACGGAACAUGGACGACAUGUAGCGCGCGAAUGGGGCUGCUCCUUCUACGAAGCCAGCGCGAAGCUGAACCACAACGUUUCGGAGAUUUUUACCGAUAAAAUGCGAAUCGAGGUGGGCGGGCAGCAGGUGCCGCUGCUCGACGUCAUCGAGGCGUUGCGGAUGCGGGACGAGGCAUUGAACAAAGUCGACACCGCCAAGGCCACGUCACCGUUCAGCGCGCCCGUCGAGGCGGCCGUCGAGCCGCUGGUGAAGCAGUGGAACUGGACGUUCCGCGGCAUCCGACUGCUCCUCCUGGCGUCGUUGUGGCUGGGCGCGUUGCUGUGGUUCGCGGCGCUGUGGAAUCGCGACAGCUUCUGCCCGUACGUCGCCCACCCGGUCGCACCGCAGCCGCCCCCGCAACCUGUUCACCAGCACGCCGCCGAGCCA